This is a messenger RNA of Neocloeon triangulifer, 4690 nucleotides long. RefSeq names its product tyramine receptor 1-like. NCBI's taxonomy places the organism in Eukaryota, Metazoa, Arthropoda, Insecta, Ephemeroptera, Baetidae. Gene Ontology annotation, cellular component: membrane. Gene Ontology annotation, molecular function: octopamine receptor activity. The transcript is spliced from 3 exons. The coding region runs from base 194 to 1186 and encodes 330 amino acids. Gene Ontology annotation, biological process: adenylate cyclase-activating adrenergic receptor signaling pathway. The record is from RefSeq and is a predicted model, not a curated record.
UUGAAAUACAGUGUUGCUCUUAAUAAUUGCUGAAAGAAAUUUUAUGGUUUCAAACUGGGAAACACAACGUUGGAAAAUAUAAUAUGGACUCCAGAAACACGGCCUUUUCUUCAGAAGCUUCAAAUGACAGUUUAUUGAAAGGGGCAACACAACCGCCUCCCUCUCUGAGCCUGCGUCAGGGUGGUCUUUGGCGAUGGUCCUGCUUACGAUUGUGACCAUUGCGUUGACGAUCGUGGGCAACGUGCUGGUGAUCCUGAGCGUGUUCACGCACAAGCCUCUUCGCAUCGUGCAGAACUUCUUCAUCGUGUCGCUGGCGGUGGCCGACCUGACGGUGGCCGUGUUGGUGCUGCCGCUGAACGUGGCGUACUCGCUGCUCGGCCGCUGGCACCUCGGCAUCACCGUCUGCAAGAUGUGGCUGACGUCAGACGUGCUGUGCUGCACGGCCAGCAUCCUCAACCUGUGCGCCAUCGCCCUUGACCGCUACUGGGCCAUCACCGACCCCAUCAACUACGCACACAAGCGCACCCUGAAGCGCGUCCUCCUCAUGAUCGCCGCCGUCUGGCUCGUCUCGCUCGUCAUCAGCUCGCCGCCGCUCGCUGGCUGGAAUGACUGGCCUGACCACUUCACCCUGGACACACCAUGCCAGUUGACCUCUGAGCGAGGCUACAUCGUUUACUCCGCCCUAGGCUCCUUUUUCAUCCCCCUUUUGCUCAUGAUUGUUGUUUAUUUUAAGAUUUUCGCCGCCAUGAAACAGCGGCGCCAAAAGCGCAAGCUUUCAACAUCCUCGGAGCCUUCGACGAUUUCCUCGCAGCCGGAUCCUAGUUUGAACGACCAGGCCUCUGCUAACCAGAAAUACGAAGGCAACAACACCCUCAGGAGGACCAGCAAAAUGAAUGGAACCUUGGAACGGCAGAGCUCCCAAGGAAAAAUCUCUUUAAUCAGAGAGCGGCGCGCGGCGCGCAUUCUGGGCAUCGUCAUGUGCGCCUUCGUUGUCUGCUGGCUGCCCUUCUUUGUCAUGUACGUCCUGAGGGCAUUCUGUGAAAGGUGCGAACCAAACGCGGACCUUGACAAAUUCAUCACCUGGCUAGGAUACUUCAAUUCGGCCAUCAACCCUUUUAUUUAUACCAUUUUUAAUAAUGACUUUCGACGAGCAUUCAAUAAAAUUUUGUGUUGUAAGUUUUCAUAAUUAUUUUGAAUCAAAAUAAGUUUUCUUACAAUAAACCUUUUUAAUCCACCAUCAAAAUAUCUGAUGUGUAAUUUUCUGAAUUAUAUUUUUUUUCCAAAUUAUUAAAAUGUAUAUUGCUCUUGCUAAAAAUGCUUUUUGAAAAAAUAAUAAUGAAUCAUUGGAAAAACUGGUAAAAUCAGUAGUAAGAAUUCUGUUAGAAAAUUUAAAUUUGUUUAAUUAAAAUUUUUGCGAUGUAUAGCAGCACUGAUCUUUUUUGCACGUUGGUUAUCCAAUCGAUAUCCACUUGGACAGCUUUUUGAUAAAAAAAAAAAAAAAAACCAGUGCGUCGUCAGAGCGGUGUGUCUCUCUGUUAGUCCGUAGAUUUCAUUUCCUGAUUACUCUCUGCGGCGGCAAAUCAUUUCCUUUGCGUCAAUGACAAUCGCGAUAAAAGCAAGCUUUUGAAGAUUGCUUUGCUCUGGUAAUGGUCGCCUGGAAAAAUUCCUCCUUAAAAAUAGAUGCUGGUAUUGAAACAAAAUUCAGGAAAAUAAAACGCUCUCGUUGCAAUUAUGACAAUAUAUGAUUGUAAUAUGAUUUGCACUCAGAGUCAAAGUUACUUGGAAAGUUUCAUUCUUUUGAUCUCACAAUUUUAAUUAAGUGGCUUUGAACGUUAACAUGAUAAUAUAAAUUUUGCAUCAAAACAUGGAGACUUGCGAAGCACUGCCGGUGACAUUUAAUUAAAUUGUCAAAGUUUCGCGCACAACCUUUUGUUACUGUCGCUGCUGCUAAGAAAGAUUUAACAAAAGGUGUGAUUCAAUUACUCAAGCAGCCUUAAUUUAAUAAUUGUUUAUUGCUCCGUGACUAGCGGUGCGGCCGGGUUGAUCGAGUUUCGCAAGAGCUGCAAAGGCCUAAGGCCAAACACCGCAUCCGCCCAUCAUAAUCAAAAGACUUGGCUGCUUCUUUCGGAAAAUAUUAAGUUGGCACUGAUGACGAGGGUCUGCGUCUGGCUUAAAGUUUCUGACGUUCGAAAUCAAUCAUUUUCAUUACUGCAGGGCUUCUCAAAGGUUGAUUCAAACUUUGAUUACCCCAUAUCACAUUAAAUUUGGCUUCUUGCAAAAGUCAAUAAUCCAGAAUUCAGCGAGUAAAGUAAAUUUUCGUGCAUUUAUCGUUCUGUAGCAAUAUUUUAUUGAUUUAUAAAAUACGAAGUGCGGAGAUAAAAUAUCUUCCAUUUAUCAAGAAGUCACGCAGGUGAAAACUUUUUGACCUUUCGCUCGGCUGCCUACCUGGAAGCGAGAAAAACCAAAUCAACCCUUUUGUCGGUGGUUCAAAAGGAGCAUUGGCAAAGAAAUCCAUCCAUCACGUCUUCGUUACCGCCUUUUGUGCCCCUUUUCAGCAGACCCUUGUGCACUAUAUUGUAUUCAGUACGCGCGCAGAAACGCUUUCGCUCUGGUCAACUCGUUUCGCUGCUGGCGAUAAUGAGAUAUAUUGUUGGACGAGGCUGCAACGAAUAUGUGUGAGAAAUCAAACGAGAGAGAUUGCUCCGAAUUUCGCCCUCGACGAGUUUAAUUAUCUCUCGAGACGAUAUCAGAAAAAGGAAGCAAGACUACUUUUGCGCGCAUCCUCUCUUCUCAAUGUAAUUAACACCUUUUUUGCUUGAUUAAUGACUCGCUGGGGCAAGUGCCGGGACAUUCUUCCGAGCUUUCCUCUCGAGGGCCGCUUUACACAGACCCUUUUAUAUAUUGCAGAAUUAUGUAUACAUAGUUUAUAUUUCUCUCAAGGAGCAAGAUGCAAAGUUGAUGAAGCGCGCGAGGGUCGCCUCUUUUACUCUUUCAUCUCUCGCAGCAAAGGGAUUAUCUAAAAUAUGAGAAACGGGAGUUAAAACACGGCGAUUUAAUCAAGUUGUGAUGCAGCAGAAAACUUGACUCCUCGCCCGGUGUCCUUUGCCGCGUUAUUACAAAAGUUUCCGCAUUAUAUCCGGACGAUUUAAUUUCGCCCUUUUUCAGGCACAAAAUUUCCAAAUAUAUGAGACCAGCAAAAGUGGAAAUUAAUUACAUCUUGAGGAGGAAGAAAGUAAACUAAGUCCUGUUGAGGGACAAUUAAACUUUAAUAUCUUGCUCUAUUCAACAACAAUAAACACAUUUAUCUUUGUCUCGAACAAAAAAAAUAUGUUCAAUUCAACAACAAUGAGUCAAAAUUUCAUUUCCUGUAUGUACACGUUCAUCUGCCAACGCGUUCCAAUGAGGCUCAGAGAUUUGGAGCACGUUGGCAGCUACAGCGAGAGCCUUUUAUGUUUUGAGCACACGCAGAGAGAGCAAAACAAAUCUCGAGAGAUUUCGGGUGACAGCUAGAACGUUAUUUUUAGAGGGGAUAUGUGCGGAUAGCAAGGUCAAUAAAAACUGGUUUCGCCCAGAUUUGAGUAUCAUUAAAUUCUUGUGAAGUUAAUUUUCAAGCAUAUUAUGAGAUUCAUUGGAUUUUAAGAAAUUAUAUUUGUUACAUUUUAAUCAGAUUAUUUUUAUCAUAAAAUAUAUUUUAUACAACAAAAGAGGAAACAUUUAAUAAUAGAAAUUACAUAUUUAGGUAUAUAAUAUAUAUAUAAUAAAUAAAAAUAAAAUCCGAUUAAAUUAUAAUUUCUUAAAAUCUAGUAUUCCUCACAAUAUUGUGAACAACACAAAGCAUACUUAUGGACAUUUGCCAUCAGCCGCACAUAUUGUUUUUUACGUGGGACAAAAUAUCGUUCAAGAUUAUUGCUAUUUCCACACUUCCACCUAGAGAGAUCAUAUUGUGCUCACACACUAUUUGUCUGUCUCGAUCGAGUCAACACUUGACCGAUUUUAUGCGGAGCAGUUUUUUGAACGCUUUCCUGAAGUCUAGGUUGAAGAUGGUGUAGAUGAUGGGGUUGAGAGCCGAGUUGAUGUAUCCGAGCCAAGUGACGAAGUUGAUGAGCUUCUCGCUGGGACAGCAGGUGGCGCAGAAUGGCAGGAUGACGUACAUGAGGAAGAAUGGCAGCCAGCAGACGACGAACACCCCCAUGAUGAUGCCAAGGGUGCGCGCCGCCCGCCGCUCCUUGGAAAGCGAAAUUCGUUGCUUCUCUUCGAUGAACUGGUAGACGGUAUUUUUGCGGGAAAGCACCGGCGACCGGCGGUGCGUGUUGAGCGGAGCCACAUCGGCGGUUGAGUCUGCGUCAACGCCGAUGGCUGAGAUCUCGUCGUUGGAAGACGCCGCCGCCGUCCGUCGGGCCCGUUCAACGGAACCCCUCUUUCGGCGGCGCCUUUUGCGUCGGUCAGUGUGGCCGUUCUCGUUCGGAUUGGCAGUUUCGCUUGAGAUGGACUCUGGGUCGUUGUUGGCCGCCGGUGCCGAAGACACCUGCUGCUGCUGAGGCUGGGGCGCCGCCGGCGGCGCCGACAGCACGACGUUCAGCUUGGAAGCGUUGGCGCGUUCGCGCAGGCGCCGUUUGGUCGCCACAAAGAUCUCCACGUAGACCAGGGUCAUGAUGAACAGCGGAAUGUAGAAGGAGCCCAACGAGGAGUA